Messenger RNA from Cuscuta europaea, 8305 nucleotides. Lineage: Eukaryota; Viridiplantae; Streptophyta; Magnoliopsida; Solanales; Convolvulaceae. The record is from the annotation of a GenBank genome assembly.
GGAAAUACAAUGUAGAGAGAGAAACCAACAGAUUAAGGAUUUAUAUAUCCAGAGAGGGAAACAUGAUCAUCAGAGAUGAAGGAGGAAGGAGCAGUAAGUACUACGCAGCCUGGAAUUACCCCCGACAAUCCGCCGCAGAAGAUGAAGAAAGCCACCGGAGUCUCCCCCAUUCUUCCCUCGCCCGCGGAGAGGAAGGAGAGGGGCGAAAAGUGCGGAAAUAGAGGACAGUCGUCCGGGACGCCACGUGGCGGGCUGUGAGUGGAGGACGCGCGGCUCGCUUCCCGCGACCCCUCCAUCCCUACACAAGGUCAGUGUGGUGCGUUGUGUGAUGUGGAACACUCCCCACCCACCCCGCAAGACAUACCCGCCCCACCUGGGAAUCCGUAUACGUAGGCAAUCUCUCUCUAGAAACUCAUUCUCCCUCUAUUUUAUACUUUCCACCGCUCUCUCUCUCUUCGUUCUCGUAUUCCUCUCGCUUUCUCUCUCUAUCCCCGUCCAAUACCCUAAAUCGCCUAAUCUCCAGUGCCCCUUUGCUAUCUUUAGCCCUGCCAGCGAACAAGCCUGAGUGUUUCUGCUGUUUUGUUUGGUUUUGAUCGGCUUGAAGGAUUGUUCUGAGAUGUACAUACCCUGUUGCCAGCAAUGAAAGAAGAUGUUGCAGAAGCUAGCAAAAUGCUUAACAAAAACUGGGUCCUGAAACGCAAAAGACGGAAGAUUCCAUCUGGCUUGGAUUCAUUAACCCUCAAGGAAGAAAAAUCUCAACCCCCCGAUUUAGCAGUAUGUAAUACUUCAUCUAAACAUGGGGUGAAAGAUGAAAUCGUGUCGGGCCGUUCCUCUUGCAAGAAAAGGGGAGACGAUGGGUACUAUUAUGAGUGUGUUGUGUGUGAUCUUGGUGGAAAUUUGUUGUGUUGUGAGAGUUGUCCUCGAACAUAUCACAUUCAGUGUCUAGAACCUCCACUUAAGCGUAUACCAACCGGGAAAUGGGAAUGUCCAAAGUGUCAUCUCAUGACAGAAGAGUCCCCCGGCCCCCAAAGUAAUUUAGAUUCUGUUUCAAAACGAGCCAGAACAAAGGUCACUAUUGUGGAACCUAACAGUGAGAAUAAAGCAUCUGGAAGUACUAAGACGUCUAAGAACAUUGGAGGUUCCAUUCUUAAUAAUAAAAAAUUGUCAAGUAAAGUAAAAUCUUCUUUGUCUCAACGAGUCCAUAAUGAGAAGAAGCAUUCCUCCCUGAAUAAUGUUAUUUUGAAGACCAAACUUAACCAUGCCCCAGGAGAUGGUUCUGCUGGUUGUAGUACAUCAAACAUGAGCGUUGAAAAGGUGCCAACUGAUAAGAAAUCUACUACUCCCACUAAGGAAGUUAUUUCUCUAUCAAAUGUAGAGGGUCUGAAGAAGAGCAAAGAGGCUUCUGUGAGAAGGGAUCGGAAGUCAAUGGAUUCCGCUUCAAAGAAAGAAAGGAAAAGGAAACGCGAGUUCUUCUCAGUAGAUAAUUGGAAGAAGCGCAGAACUGACAAGUCCAAGGAUGCUGCCAAAACAAAAAAAAGUAAAUUUGGCUCAAAAACUGCCCAUCCUGGGACCAGCAAUAAAGCUCAAAAGAAACUCAAGUCAAUUAACGACAAAGCCUCUGCAAUUACGUCAAAUCAGGAUGUUAGAAAGGAAAAGGAUACUGCUGAUGAGCAGCUUAAAGAAGAGAUAGUUACUGAGGAGGAAUCUCUCCCAUCUGAAGAAUUGGGAAAAGUUACUGUUGAACCAGUCACAUGUGAAGAAAUUGGGCUUGACGCUCAACAGGUUGAUAGAGUACUGGGAUGUCGAGUUCGGGAGGUUGACGCAAGAAAGUUGUGCAGUACUGAUUUGUCAACAGUGAAUGAUGACCCACAGUCAGAGGGAUCUCCUGUCCAUAAAGUUGCAAAAAAGUUGAGCCAUAGAGACCCUGGUGGUGAUAUAGGUUCUGAUGAGAUAGCUUUUACGGAUGGCUCUCAAGGUCUCACUGAUUGUCCUGAUGAAGCAAGGGUCAUAAAAGAUGAAAUUCUAAAGGAUAAAGUUCAAGGUGAUGAUUCAGCAGGAAGAGAGGACUACCAAAUGAAUGCUGAAGAAUAUGAUAAAACUAAUGAAAAAACUUCAAGAGAAACUGAUGCACGUGUGGAGAUCCAUAGUUGUAAUGAUAGUACGGAAUGCUCUGACGAUUAUGCCUCUAAUCAACUAGCAAAUGCGAAGGCAGUUGAUACAGCAUUGGCUGCGCCUAGCAUGCCUCAAAAGAAACGCAAGGGGUCUAUCUUGGUUGAAUCAUUGAACUCCAAUGGAGUAACCGUUUUGUAUGAAUUUCUGAUCAAAUGGGUUGGGAAAUCUAAUAUUCAUAAUACAUGGGUAUCAGAGUCUGAGCUUAAAACAAUGGCAAAACGGAAGCUUGACAAUUACAAGGCAAAAUAUGGUACAGCCACAAUAAAUAUUUGCGAAGAGCAAUGGAAGAUUCCUCAACGAGUAAUUGCUGUCCGCUCUGCUUCUGGUGGUGCAACAGAAGCUUUUGUGAAGUGGACUGGUCUCCCAUAUGAUGAGUGCACUUGGGAAAGGACAGAUGAACCAGUGAUCUCGAAAUCAUCCCACCUGAUUGAUCUGUUUCACAGAUUUGAAUACCAAGCAUUGGAUAGAGAUGCUACUAAGGAAGACAUAUUGAAGAAAAAGAAUGGAAUACAACACAGUGACAUAUCUUCUCUCACAGAGCAGCCUAAAGAGCUCCAAGGAGGCUUACUAUUUCCCCAUCAAAUGGAAGCCUUGAAUUGGUUGCGCAAGUGCUGGUCCAAGUCCAAAAAUGUCAUUCUUGCUGAUGAAAUGGGGCUUGGGAAAACUGUGUCAGCUUGUGCUUUCUUGUCAGCAGUGUACUUUGAGUUCAAAGCUAGAUUGCCUUCACUUGUCUUGGUUCCUCUUUCAACACUGCCAAAUUGGAUGGCAGAGUUUUCACUGUGGGCUCCUGAACUAAAUGUUGUAGAUUAUCACGGGAGCUCCAAAGCGAGAACCGUAAUCCGUCAGUAUGAAUGGCAUGCCGGCAACCAAAAUGGUUCAAAUAAAAAAACUUCUUCCUACAAAUUUAAUGUUCUACUAACGACUUAUGAAAUGGUUCUUGCCGAUUUGUCUAAUCUUCGUUGUAUUCCUUGGGAAGUUCUUGUGGUGGAUGAAGGACAUCGUCUAAAAAACUCUAGCAGCAAGCUCUUUGGCUCACUCAACACAUUUUCGUUCCAGCAUCGUGUGCUUUUGACUGGUACUCCUCUUCAGAACAAUAUAGGAGAGAUGUAUAACCUACUCAAUUUCUUACAGCCGACAUCCUUCCCAUCAUUGUCUUCAUUUGAGCAGAAGUUUAAUGAUCUUACGACUGCCGAAAAGGUAGACGAAUUGAAGAAACUUGUUGCGCCACACAUGCUCCGGAGGCUUAAGAAAGAUGCCAUGCAAAAUAUUCCCCCUAAAACAGAACGGAUGGUUCCUGUUGAGUUAACAUCUAUCCAAGCAGAAUACUAUCGUGCAAUGCUGACAAAGAACUAUCAGAUUUUGCGCAACAUAGGAAAAGGUGUAGCACAGCAAUCAAUGCUGAACAUUGUGAUGCAGCUGAGAAAAGUGUGCAACCAUCCUUAUCUAAUACCUGGUACUGAACCUGAAUCUGGCUCAUUGGAAUUCCUCCAUGAAAUGCGGAUAAAGGCUUCCGCAAAGCUAACUCUUCUCCAUUCUAUGCUCAAGAUUUUGCAUAAAGAAGGUCACAGAGUCCUCAUAUUUUCACAGAUGACAAAGCUUCUUGAUAUCCUUGAGGAUUAUUUGACAAUUGAAUUUGGCCCUAAGACAUAUGAGAGAGUUGAUGGAUCUGUUGCAGUGGCUGAUCGUCAAACAGCAAUUGCACGUUUUAACCAAGAUAGAUCUCGUUUUGUCUUCUUGUUAUCAACACGCUCAUGUGGCCUUGGAAUCAAUCUAGCUACCGCAGAUACUGUCAUCAUUUAUGAUUCAGACUUCAACCCUCAUGCUGAUAUCCAAGCGAUGAAUCGUGCACACAGGAUUGGACAAUCAAAUAGACUUCUGGUUUACAGGCUGGUUGUUCGUGCUAGUGUUGAAGAACGCAUAUUGCAACUCGCUAAGAAAAAAUUGAUGCUUGACCAACUUUUUGUAAAUAAGUCAGGAUCACAAAAGGAGGUGGAAGAUAUCCUAAGAUGGGGAACUGAACAACUUUUUAGUGAUUCCUCUAGCGAAGUGGAGAAUGGGCUAAGUGAAAAUAUGAACAAUAACUUCGAAGCUGUUAUGGAAAUAGAGCAAAAGCAUAGGAGGAAGAUUGGGAGCCUUGGGGAUGUGUAUAAGGAUAAAUGUGCUGAGAUCAGUACCAAGAUAGUUUGGGAUGAGAAUGCCAUUCUAAAGCUGCUUGAUCGAUCUACCCUCCAGUCAGACUCACCUGAUAGCAAUGAAGCUGAAAUUGAGACUGAUAUGCUUGGUUCAGUGAAGUCUUCAGAGUGGAAUGAAGAAGCAAAUGAAGAGCAGGCUGGUGAAUUAGUACUUGCCGCGGUGAACGAUGAUACAAUCGCACAGAAUUUGGAGAUGAAAGAGGAGGCUAUAGUUGGUAGUAAUACUGAAGAAAAUGAAUGGGACAGACUUCUGCGAGUGAGAUGGGAGAAACAUCAAAGUGAGGAGGAAGCGGUUCUUGGGCGUGGUAAACGCCAGAGAAAGGCUGUUUCCUACAGGGAGGCAUAUGCUGCACACCACAGCGAAACAUUCAGUGAGAGUUGGGCGGAAGAAGAUCAGGACCUGAAGCUCGAGCCUGUGCCCGAGCCAGAGAAAGAGUAUACUUCAGCAGGAAGGGCAUUGAAGACGAAAUAUGCCAAGCUUCGUGCCAGACAAAAAGAAAGAUUGGCUAGAAGACAUGUCAGGGAGUGUUCUGCACCAAUUGAAGGAUCUACUGGAAUCCAGUUCAUUCAAUCGCCGGCUCAGGAUGUAAAUCUAACACCGCUAUCCAUUCAUCCCAGUGAAGAUAAUUCUUCAGCUGUAUUCUUAGAAGGUACCAGUUGCAGACGGACUUCAGCCGGGCCAAAAAAUAAGACAGAUUCAACCACAGCGGCUAUAAAAUUAACGACGUGUAAUUUGGGUGAACAUCUUGGUCAACCUCUCCAUGAUUCUCAAUUGAAUCCAGUACAGGUCACAAGUUUUGUUAACUCUGAAGCCCACACUCCCCUUGUUAUAGGGUUAUGUGCUCCAAAUGCGAACCAAAUGGAAUCAUUACAGAAGAAGUUUUCAAGAUUGUACAACAGAAAAAACAGGGCAAAUUUGGGAUCUGAGUUGGUGCCUGGUGUUGCUUCUUGUCCCGCAACAUCAGAUGAAAUGGGAACUAAGGUUCACGAAAAUCUAUCUGUUAGAUCUAAAUUGUCAGACACACCACUUGAUGUUUCCCAGUCUCGAUCAAAGAUUGGCAUCCCUGAAUUUUAUCAUCCAUUUAAUCCACAUCAUCUCAUUUUCCAGCAAGGCAAAGGUUCUGCUGUUAAUUUGGAGGGCCCUGCCUCUAGUUAUGCAGCUUUUCAUGAAAAAAUGGGACUAACCAAACUACCUUUUGACGAACAAUUGUUUCCCAGAUAUCCAUUCCCUGCUGAGAAUUUUCCCCAUCCACACCCUGGCCUAUUCCCUAGUUUGUCAUUGGGAUCAAGAGUUACUACAGAUGUGAAUGAGUCACAUCAUGAUCACCCAAUGAUGCCAAUGUUUCCAAAUUUGAACUUUUCUAUUCCUGAUACAUCAAGAUGUAAUAACCCACCAGAGUCAGAAGUGCCUCCGACACUAGGAUUCGGUCAAAUACCUCCCAAGUUGUCAUCAUCAUUUCCUGAAAACCAUAGGAAGGUUCUUGAGAAUAUCAUGCUAAGAACUGGAGCAGGAUCAUCAGGAAAUGUAUUAUCGAAAAAGAAAAGCAGAACGGAUAUUUGGUCUGAAGAAGAACUGGACAACCUCUGGAUUGGGGUUCGUAGACAUGGACGGGGCAACUGGGAUGCCAUGCUGCGUGAUCUUAGGUUAAAAUUUUCCAAGUUCAAAACAGUGGAAGAUUUGUCGGUAAGAUGGGAAGAGGAACAAACCAAAGUUUUGGAUGUUGUACCAUCAUUACCCACUGGUAAGGGACUCAAACCACCUAAACCUGGGAAAUCAAACACAUUCCCUUGCAUCCCUGAUGGAAUGAUGACUAGGGCAUUGCAUGGAAGCAAGUUUUGUGGACCGUUGAAAUUCCCGAACCAGCUUACUGACUUGAAAUUGGGUUUCAGUGACUUGCCUCCAACCUUUUCUCAUGCCGAUCAUCUCAGUCAUAUUUAUCCUCUCCCAACAUGGAAUGCUGAUAAGUACCCACCAAAUGUUCCGGGAGACUUAAAUGGAUGGCCCUCAAAAUUUCUCAUGGAGUCUCCUUUGCUGCUGAGCUCUUUGGGUACAAGUAGUCUGGGACCUCUUGGCUCAAAAAAUUGCACAGGCAGAUUAUCUCAGAAAGAAGGGGAAGAAAGUUCAAGUAGAUUAGGGAUGUUAUCAAGCAUUCUUGAUCAAUCACUGAAUUUCUUGCAUGAAAGUAACAAUUUGAGGAAUGGCGACUCAAUUGGUUUUUCUAUGCCUUCAGAUGCCAUCAAUAAGAAGGGAAAACAUGGCCUCUCUUCAUUGAAAGGGAAAGAGGUAGCAGAAUGUGGUUCGUCAAAGAUUAAGCUCCCUCACUGGCUUCAAGAAGCAGUGAAUGUUCCACCUCCAAAGUCUAGUGAACCUUUACUGCCUCCAGCUUUGUCUGCAAUUUCACAUUCGGUCCGCUUACUGUAUGGAGAUGGAAACCCUACAAUUCCUCCCUUUACCGUGCCUGGUCCACUACCCUCACAACCACCGGAUCCUCGACUGAGUUUAAAGAAGAAGAAAAAGAAACAGAGACCUCAUAUUCCCCCAGAGUUUUUACAAAGUUUAAAGGAGUCAGAUGAUGCCUCCCAAAGGGGCCUUCCUGCUGAGAAAAAUGGUUCAACUUUUGUUCCUCAAGAUCAACCGUCUUCCUUUGUGCUUUUGAAUUCUGUUGCUAGUACAUCUGAAUCCAGUGUUAUGUCUUUGAUAAAACAGAAUAUUAUGAACCCUUCAUCCUUUUCAGCUGAGCCAUCUCUUCCAAAUAUGACAACGGCUGAUUUUUCUCCUUCACCAGAAGUGCUUCAAUUGGCUGGCAUGUCAGUUCUAAGUCCGAAUAUGAUGAGCCCUUCAUCAUCGCCAGCUAAUCCAUCUCUGCAUUUGAUUGGUACGUCUUCCCGAAGUCAGCAUGUUAUGAAGCAAUCUGUGCAAAACAGGACAACUGCUUGUGAAUUAACUCCUUCCCCUGAAGUGCUUAUAUUGGCUACGUCCAGUAUGGCCACUGAUCCGAGGGAUAUCCGUGAAAUCAAACAUAAACUGAAUAUGCCACCUGAAUUCAUACAGAGUUUAAAGGAAUCUGGUGAUGCCUCCCAGAGGGGGGGCCUUCCUGGUGAGGAAAAUGGUUUAACUUCUCAAGACCAAUCUUCUCUUGUCCUUUUACAAUCGCUUGCUAGUAGUGCCUCAGAACCUCCAUCAAUAGAACCCAACUUUGGUAUGUCUUCCGUGAGUCAGAGUAUGAACCCUUCAUCCUUGCCAGCUGAGCCAUCUCUGCCAGAUACAAUAAAACCUGGUGAAUCGUUUCCUGAUCCAAUUUCUAUUGAUGAGGAAGCAAAGGAUAAAUCAUCUGUGGAGGAGAAAGAUUAAAGUGAGCGAAGCAGGACUUCUCAGUCAGAUCCUGCCUGAGACAGGCAGCACAUUGUGGAUGUGGAUAGAGAUAGCGUCUUCAGAAGGCUGUUUCUGAUCUUCUUGCUGCUGAAUGAACCAUGAAUUAAUGGUAGGUGUCCAUUUUUUGUUGUUGAAUGAAACUCUGCAUGUAGUUAAGUUGCAGAGACUCGUCCGAACUCUCAAUUUUUGUAGAGGAUAAUGCAAUUGCACAGACUGUUUUAAGUGUAGUGUAGUUAGACCAACUUGUAAUGUAAAGCUUCUGUAAGAGAAAUGAAAUAUAGGAUGGUGUAAAAGAUAGUGGUGUUACUUGGAAGAGAGAUCUAAAUUAGCCUCUUGUUACGAAGAAUCUCCAGAAUAGGAAUAUUAAUUCCCAUUCAAGCAAUUGUUAGAAAUAUCCGAGUUAUUAUAGAAAGCAGAUAUGGAUGAUUUCUUUCUGGAUAUAUCAAAGAUAUUUUCGAUAUUAUUUGUAAACGUAUCAAGAAUUUAAGGUUGCUUUUGGUGUUGAAUAAUACUACUAUAAUCUUCUGGUAAUCUGUACGAUUUCCGUUGAGAAUGAACAGAUUAUUGC